AUGGAGAGCCGUAGUAGCGCAGGUGCCGUCGGUGCAUUCGCAGUCUGGGGCAGCUCCCCGUGAGAGAGCGCGCGCGGAGACACUGGAUUUCUUCUCGUCUCAUUUUAUUUUUUUUUAUUUUGGCGGAGGCGUCAUUCGGCGGCUGGAUGGCGUGGGACCGGUGUAACCAAGACUUGGUUUGGAGAGAAAUAGAGUGCGCUGCCCUGGUUGGUGAAGACCAGCCCCUCUGCCCCGACCUGCCUGAACUGGACCUAUCAGAGCUGGACGUUAGUGACCUGGAUGAUAGCUUCCUGGGCGGGCUGAAGUGGUACAGUGACCAAUCAGAUGUCAUCUCCAGUCAGUACGGCAAUGAGCCCUCCAACCUGUUUGAGAAGAUAGAUGAGGAGCAGGAAGCCAACCUGCUGGCGGUGCUGACGGAGACGCUGGACAGUAUUCCGGUGGACGAGGACGGCCUUCCCUCCUUCGAGUCGCUAGCUGACGGCGAGGUGCCCCCCCGCAUCGCUGACCACAGCUGCCCCCAAGCCCUUCCUCACCUCCCUGGAGCAAGGAACCCUCACAGACCCUACCAGCUGAAGAAGCUCCUGCUGGCUCCUGCCAACUCCCAGACCAACUACAGCCAGUAUCCACCAGGCAAAGCCCCCAACCAUGCACCCAACCAGAGGCCCCGACACACACACACACCUGUGGAGCCAUGGCUGGGGAAGCGAGGGUGUGUGUCCAUGAGACGGCCAUGCACCGAACUGCUCAAGUACCUGACGUCCGUGGAGGAGGCCACGCCCCCGGCAACCGUCGCCACUUCCUGCUCCUCCUCCCCUUCCUCCCUGUCCAGCGGCUCCUCGGCCUCCUCCACGAAGAAGUCCUCCUUCAGGUCCUCUUCCUCCUCAUGCUCCUCUGCCUCCUCUCCACUUGGCCACGCCCACUUGCUGCCUCAGAGAGCCAAUCCAAGCUCCUUGCCACUUCCCUUGACCCCCGAGUCUCCAACGGACAAGGGAUCUCCGCUUGAGGACAAAGCCAUUGAACGCACACUGAGUGUGGACAUUUCUGGAACCCCAGGACUGACCCCACCCACCACGCCUCCUCAUAAGCCCCGGAGAGAAGAGCAUCCUUUCCCAGACUCCAGCCUGCCUCUGUCUUCGCGGGGGAGUGUCUGUGUGUGUGUGUGUGUGUGUGUGUGUGGGCGGAGCGAGGAGGAGUGUGUGUGUGCGCGUGUGUGUGUGUGUGCUCCGGGGCCCCUCCCCCCACGCAGGCCGCCCCAACAGACGGAGCUCUACGCCCACCUACGCCAGGAUGGUCGCCGUGGCAACAAGCGUCCCGCGUCCCGCGGCUAUGGCGACCAUGACUACUGCCAGCAGCACAGCGCCACCGCUGUUGCCACGGCGACCACAUACGCCACCGCUGCCACGGCAAGGCUGCAGCUCUCCCUCCAGACCCCGCCCCCCCUCUGCCCUCAGGCCACGCCCACAACCCAGCCCACUCCAACAGGACCGCCCGUCUCAGAGACCAGGACAUCCGCGCCGAACUGGACAGGCACUUCGGCCGGCGACCCCAGCAAAGCGAGCAGGACGCAGCGUGUCCUCUAGACCAGCAGGGGGAGAUAGGGCCAAAGAAGGAAGGGGAGGGUCUGAAACAGGAAGAGGAGGGACUGAAGAAGGGAGGGGAGGAGCUGAAACCGGAAGAGGAGGAGCUGAAGAAGGAUA
This is a messenger RNA of Alosa alosa (allis shad), 1697 nucleotides long. Its product is annotated as peroxisome proliferator-activated receptor gamma coactivator 1-alpha-like. NCBI's taxonomy places the organism in Eukaryota, Metazoa, Chordata, Actinopteri, Clupeiformes, Clupeidae. The record is from RefSeq and is a predicted model, not a curated record. Gene Ontology annotation, cellular component: nucleus. Gene Ontology annotation, molecular function: transcription factor binding. The transcript has 8 exons. Gene Ontology annotation, biological process: positive regulation of transcription by RNA polymerase II. The coding region runs from base 147 to 1580 and encodes 477 amino acids.